Messenger RNA from Cylas formicarius (sweet potato weevil), 2527 nucleotides. RefSeq names its product paired box protein Pax-6-like (gene Ey). Gene Ontology annotation, molecular function: RNA polymerase II cis-regulatory region sequence-specific DNA binding; DNA-binding transcription factor activity, RNA polymerase II-specific. The transcript has 9 exons. Lineage: Eukaryota; Metazoa; Arthropoda; Insecta; Coleoptera; Brentidae. Gene Ontology annotation, biological process: regulation of transcription by RNA polymerase II; anatomical structure development. The record is from RefSeq and is a predicted model, not a curated record. The coding region runs from base 253 to 1614 and encodes 453 amino acids.
ACGGGGCUUCAAUCGACCGAAGAUUGUUUAAUUGCCUUUGAGUAAUUGAAUAUCGGGUGCCGCAAGCGCGUUCGUUCUGGGACUCCGCGUUUUAAUUGUGCGCGUACGGAGAAGAAAGCCGCCGUCGGCGGACAGAUGAGAAAGUGAGCCGAGUACGUUUCGUCCGUCGGGAGAGACAUCAUCAUUCUCCCCGCACAGCAGAUAGGCGCGGCCGUGGCGCCAUGGCCAUCCGCGAUCACAUCCGUCGACGAUAUGGCACACAAAGGCCAUAGCGGUGUGAACCAGCUAGGGGGGGUGUUCGUCAGCGGACGUCCAUUGCCCGAUUCAACGCGUCAGAAGAUCGUCGAACUGGCCCAUUCUGGAGCAAGGCCUUGCGACAUCUCCCGGAUACUCCAAGUCUCCAACGGAUGCGUCUCCAAAAUUCUCGGCAGGUACUACGAGACGGGGUCCAUCAGGCCCCGGGCCAUCGGUGGUUCAAAACCACGAGUAGCCACGGCGGAGGUAGUGUCCAAAAUUUCAUCGUACAAAAGGGAAUGCCCAUCGAUAUUCGCGUGGGAGAUUCGGGAUCGACUUCUGCAGGAGGGAGUCUGCACCAACGACAACAUACCGAGCGUGUCAUCAAUCAACAGGGUGCUGCGAAAUCUGGCGGCCCAAAAAGAGCAAGCAACGCAGAGUCCUCCUUCCUCGACGGGAAAUGACAGCGUCUACGAUAAGCUGAGGCUUCUCAACGGCAACCAAAGCGGCUGGAGGCCGAGCCCUUGGUACUCGCCAGGCAACUCUUUUCCGCUGCAGCCCUUAAGUCCGCCCCCAACCGUACUUUCCGACGAUAUGAGCAGCAAAAAAGUUAUAGAUCUAGACGGGCUCAAUUCGGACGAAACCAAUUCGGGCGACAACUCAAACGCAGGAUCGAGCAUAGGACCUGACGAUGACCAGGCACGACUGCGUCUGAAACGUAAGCUGCAAAGGAAUCGGACUUCGUUCACGAACGAUCAAAUCGACAGUCUUGAAAAAGAAUUUGAGCGAACACAUUAUCCGGACGUGUUCGCGCGCGAGAGGUUAGCGGCGAAGAUAGGAUUGCCGGAAGCGCGGAUCCAAGUAUGGUUCUCCAACCGGAGGGCCAAAUGGAGACGCGAAGAAAAACUGAGGAACCAAAGAAGGGGUACCGGGAGUGUCGAUCAACCCGGACCGCCAUCAUCUCCACCCAGAUUGCAGUCGUUCGGUAACCCAAGCGCAUCGAUGUAUUCCCCUAUUGCGCCGCCUAUGUCUAUAGCCGACAGCUACAGCUCGAUGUCUCCCAUGAGCAAUUUCAGUCACACGGGGUUGGCGACCACGAUGGGACCGUCGCCGGGUGCGUGUUUGCAACAACGCGAGAGCCCCACCAUGGGCGGAGCCAUGGGGGGCUACUGCAUGGGUAGACCUACAGGGUACGAUAUAGGGAUCGGGUACGGGUCGAGGCCGUCACCCUGUAGUCCGGCGCAACCUUAUCAGAUGAACGGGCAUCAGUACAAUACGAAUGGUACCUCUACAGGAUUAAUUUCUCCUGGUGUAUCGGUACCGAUCGCGGUUCCGGGUCAAACGGAUAUGGCGUCCCAGUACUGGCCGCGUAUUCAGUGACCUUGGUGGAACUAAUCAGUCGACUAUCAUCGGGCCGUCGAUAUUUCAAAAGUGUCCCUCACCCACUCGUCGACCGGUCGUUAAUUUGCAUUUAUUUUUACCUUUGUAACUAUGUAAAGAGCUUAUCCAAAACAAAGAUAUUAUUGUACAAAAGGUUUUUUCAAAAGACGCUGACGAUUUUUGGACGAAACGGGCGACUGUGCAAAUCCGACAGAAAUAAAAUGUUUGCAAAGUCUGUCAAAUACUAGUAUAUCGUUUCGAAUUGAAAGUGAUCAUCCAUGUAUAAGUUUCGUCGUUAAAGAUUUAAUUCCAAAGAAAACGUAUACAGGGCGUCGUCAUUUGUUACAAACCAGUAAAAUGUUUUACUUUUUAAGAUAAAGUAUAGAUUUUUUUUGUUUUCAAAGGCAGUCGAAAAGCGCAUCCAACUUAUUUUUAUAACCACGAUUUUUAACAGAACCAAUUGGGGUUUUCUUUAUUUAACGGAAUGUGUUCCUAUUUUUACACGACCUCCAAAGCAAAAAUCAAUCAAUAAGUAAAUUUUAAACCCACGAUCUAAAUAAUCAAAUUUACCAAAGCUUUCUGUUAUAUUAAAAAUCGAAGAUAUUAGAAAAUCGCAGUAGGCAGCGAAUUCGCAUUUUUCGUCGCUCUUUUGAAACAAAAAUAUCAGCCAUCUUUAAAAACAAAAAUUUUACAAAUUUGUAGGCAAAUAAAUAUAGCCACCCUGUAUAUUCACGGGAGGAUAUUGCAAUAAAAAGUUUGUGCCCGCCCCCCCCUCAACAUGCUCCCAAUUGAUUAUUAUUGUUAGCGUAACAUAAGAACGUGUAUAUUUUUUAAAUCAUCCGACAUUAUCUGCGAGUAUUUUCGAUCCGCCAUUUUUCCGUUUUGUAAAUGUGAUCUCCCUCGUCUUACUGAA